AUGGCUGAAGAAAAUCAUACCAUGAAAAAUGAGUUUAUCCUCACAGGAUUUACAGAUCACCCAGAGCUGAAGACCUUUCUAUUUGUGGCAUUCUUCACCAUCUAUCUGAUCACCAUGGUGGGGAAUCUCGGCCUGGUAAUGUUGAUUUCAAAAGCACAUCAUCUUCACACACCAAUGUACAUCUUCCUGGGCAAUCUUGCUCUGGUGGAUUCUUGCUGUGCCAGUGCCAUUACUCCUAAAAUGUUAGAGAAUUUCGUUUCUGAGAACAGAGUGGUCUCCCUCUAUGAAUGCAUGGCACAGUUUUAUUUUCUCUGCACUGUUGAAACUGCAGAUUGCUUUCUUCUGGCUGCAAUGGCCUAUGACCGCUAUGUGGCCAUAUGCAGUCCACUGCAGUACCACACCAUGAUGUCAAAGAAACUCUGUGUUCAGAUGACCACAGGGGCGUACAUAGCUGGAAACCUGCAUUCCAUGAUUCAUGUAGGGCUUCUAUUUAGGUUAACAUUCUGUGGAUCCAAUCACAUCAACCACUUCUAUUGUGAUAUCCUUCCUUUAUACAGACUCUCCUAUGUUGACCCUUAUCUCAAUGAACUAGUACUAUUUAUUUUUUCAGGCUCAAUUCAAGUCUUUACCAUAGGCAGUGUCUUAAUAUCUUAUCUCUAUAUUCUGUUUACUAUUUUCAAAAUGAAGUCCAAAGAGGGAAGAGUUAAAGCCUUUUCUACCUGUGCAUCCCACUUUUUGUCUGUUUCAUUAUUCUAUGGAUCUCUUUUUUUCAUGUACAUUAGACCAAAUUUGCUUGAAGAAGGGGAUAAAGAUAUACCAGCAGCUGUUUUGUUUACAAUAGUAGUUCCCUUACUAAAUCCUUUUAUUUAUAGCCUGCGAAAUAAGGAAGUAAUAACUGUCCUGAGAAAAAUUCUAAAGAAAAAAAAAUCUCAAGAAAGUUGGAAACAAAUUACAUCUACUGUAGCUAAGUGAUUUAAAUGCAGAAAAAACUUCCAAGUGAAACUGAACAAGGGAAAUGCACAAAUCAUAUGUAAAAUACUAAAAUAUAUCACAGUACAAUCAAUUUAAGCAGCAAUAUGUCUUGGAGAAAAAUAUAUAGGAGUAAACUGUGCUAAACCUUUACCCAAAAUAAUAGAAAUCAAAACCAAACUUUGAAUUCAUUCAGGAAACAACUUAAUAUCUUGCCAAGCUCAAGGACUAUCAGCAUCAUGGGUUAUCAGCACCCAAAAGAAAAACACCAAACGAGCAACUAAAAAUAUAAAGGAGAAUUCUAUUAAAAUUUAUAGCCAGCCCACUUUAACAGUCUUGAGCUUAACUUUUAGUUAAGCUAACAACGUUUCAACAAUGAAAUCAUUCACAGCCGUGAACAACACAGUUGAAGCAAGCAAAUGUUGAAGAGGCAGUUUUAAUAGCAUUUGGGGGGACAUUAUUGCAGUUAGGAGAAAGGUAGUGAAGGAAAUGAAAGUGUCAAAUAAAAGGAAAUAUCAUAAAUAUUAUAUUUCCAAGGUGAAGUUCCUAAAGAGUAGAAUAAUUAAACAAAGAACGUCAAUUUUCAAGAGUAGUUAUCUUACUCCUGCAUGAGUAUGAAUAAAGAUGCCAUACUAGAAAGUUCCAGGUAAGUAGUCAAACAUCAUGUAGGAUUUGAAAAGUCUUUGUUGUCUGUGAGCUAGGCUUAACUUCUCUAUCUCCCUUUCUGAGAGGUGAAGAAGGGGUUCAACAAUGGGGGCACUGCCAUAUUAUAUGUAGACAUGAAAAAAAGUAUGAUUAUUGAACUGUGUAUGUAGGUUCUCUAGAAUAAUUUAUUUUUUUUUCUUUUCACCAUUGCAAAACCUGAAGUUGUGGAACCUAAAUAGAACUGAAUAAUUUCAUGUAACAUAAUGAAAGAAUUAUUCCCCAAUUAUUCAUUCAAAACAGAUUUGAGGUAGAAGCAUUGCUCUAGGUGCUGGGAUGUAUCAGUUCCCAAAAUGCCAGAUUUUCCAUCUUCUUAAACAAUUGAACACUGCCAUAAUUUUAACAACAACUUCUAGAUAAAGGAGGACCAUCUCAGGUAAAAGAACAAUUCCCUCUUCAACUUCUUCUCUUGAUGUUCUGAGGUCACAUCUAAAUUCUCAGAAGACGAUUGUCAGAUUGCAGCCAGUGGAGGCUGACUUCACAUGGAAAAUCAACAUGUUGCAUCUACUUGGAAAAAGCAGUGGGAACACAGGUGCAGUAUUUCCAAUUCCCUGACUUAUGAAUACAAAAUCCUAACCACUUAGUUUCUAUUUGUAAGCUCCAUAAAAAAUCUAAUCUAGCUCAUUUUAUGUAAUCAAACAUUUCAAGAUUUGAAAUUGAGACAUUUCAAGAUUUCCUUGGUUGUUUCAAAAUUGAACCCCAUUAAUUUAGGAUUUGCCUAACCCCACCUCCAUCCUUCCUUGGUUGAAUCUAAACAUGUAGGUACUUGAUUGAUAUUAUGAUAUUAGAGGCAGAUGUCAUGUUACAGUCAUCAUCUAAGAUGGUUGAUCUUGUCUGACCCUCUGGAUAUCUAUCUCUUCAUCAGACUUUGCUUUCUGUGUUCACGUCUACUCCCCAGACUAGAUACGGAAACAUGAUUUCUGCUAAGACAUCUACUUGUCAAGUCCACAAGGUUUAAAGUCUGCUGGCUUGGUCCCUCUUGCUCUUUCUCUCCUAAAUUCUGAGUAAAUCCUCUUGACUCCCCUUCUAGAAUAUGUAAGAGAUAGAAAAACCAGUAUUUGGUAACUGAUAUAUCACAGUACUUGGUUGAAGAAAAAGUCCAGAGAAAUCUGAAGGGCACCAUUUCUGCACUUCUGAUGCACAGUGUACUGGUUCAGUGAAGGAGUCGAAAGCUUUCAUGUGUUCCAUUGGGAGGUGCCUUUCAUCCAUAGAUCUCCAAACUUCUAUAGGCAUUUGAUUGCCUCCCAUCUGAUUCCCAGGACACCCCCUGGGAGUUUAAGUCACAGAACCCCAUCUCAGCAAACACCAAUUAUUCCCUUCUUUCUCUCUUUUUCCCCCAACUCACUAAAUCUUUAUUUCUCAGGUGAUACCUAGCCCUUACAUCAUUGUAAAUACUUCCCAAAUCGACUAUAUAAGGAAUAAAUUUUGACUUUGGAACAGUCCUCAAAAGAGAGACUUCUUCAAUUUAUUUUCUGGAUUUUCAAAGAUAUGUUUAGGGAAAAAAAUUAUGUGAAAUUGAUAUUGUGCUCUGGUCUCCCUCUCUUCAAGCAAUAAAUCUGAACUGCACAAGUUGCUGUCUGAAAUGCACCAGAUAUGGUGACUGA
This is a messenger RNA of Manis javanica (Malayan pangolin), 3275 nucleotides long. Its product is annotated as olfactory receptor 5K1. The record is from RefSeq and is a predicted model, not a curated record. Gene Ontology annotation, biological process: G protein-coupled receptor signaling pathway. Gene Ontology annotation, cellular component: membrane. Lineage: Eukaryota; Metazoa; Chordata; Mammalia; Pholidota; Manidae. Gene Ontology annotation, molecular function: G protein-coupled receptor activity; olfactory receptor activity.